Parnassius apollo (apollo) is the source of this 1218-nucleotide messenger RNA. NCBI's taxonomy places the organism in Eukaryota, Metazoa, Arthropoda, Insecta, Lepidoptera, Papilionidae. The record is from the annotation of a GenBank genome assembly.
AUGGCGUUGUUAGCGUAUAUAUUGUUAACAUGGCUGAGUUUAGAGUUCGUAAAUUCAGAAAACACCACGUUGGUCGACGACACCUGUCAGUCGGAGCCGUGGGAGUCGGGCCCCUGGAGCGCGCUGCUCGAAGAGUGGGCGGUGACAACACCCAUGCAUUCCGACAGACAGGGUCGUAUCAUGGUGUUACCAACAAAGGGUUACUACGUGACGGAGCGUAUCGACGUACCCCUAACACCGCCGCCUCCUCCCCCGCCAGGGCGUCCGUUGCCCCCAGGAGCUCCGCCCCACGGUCAUCCUCCGCCUUAUGCUCCACUGCACCCUGAAUCGGCCAUGACCCCUGGUCCGACCAACCCCUCCGGCCCGCAAACCGCAGAGCCGGCCAUGUUCCCAGGCCUUCCGCCCUCUGGGUCACUACGUACACCGCCUCACAACUAUAACGAGUGGGAGCCGCCUGGCAGCAAGAUCGUGAACCGACCUCAUUCCCAGUUCAAACCCAGCUAUCCACCACCAAUGCCUGGGCACGGGCCACGUCCACCUCGGCCGGCUGCUGACCGCGUGGACGAACCUCCACGCAAGCAGGUGUCCGAGACCGACUUGUACUUGUUGGGCGCCAUCGAAAAGCUGGUCUACCGCGUCGACCUCAUGGAGAAGCGUCUGCGUAGGAUGGAGGAGAGCCUGCACUACGUACUGGCUGGCGCCGAUCUCAAGCCAGAGGCGUGUGCGGCGAACUUCACGCGGGCGGGCGGCGCCUGCCUGCACUGGUCCGCGGAGGCGCUGGACUGGCAGGCGGCCGCGCGCGCCUGCCGCCGCCUGCACGCCGCGCUACUGGAGCUGCCGGAGCCGGCACAGCGGCGCCGCCUCGUCUCACACGUGCUGGCAGACAACCAGCUCAGAGGUAACGACUUCUGGACCGGCGGGUUGAACCCGGGCCUGUUGUGGAUCUGGUCGCACUCCGGACGACCAGUGGAGAGCAACAAGAACGCCACCAACAGCAGUAGCAGCAUCGCGGGCGAGGGACGCUGCCUCGCGCUGGUCCACGACGCGGCGAUCAACUCCUACGUGUACCGCGGCAGAGAUUGUGCGCUGAAACACCGGUACGUGUGCCAGAAGGAAGACGACAAGGAGAAGAUCAGCAACGAAAUAGACAGGGUCGCGAGGAAGUUAAAAUCCAUAGAGAAGAGAAGGGCCAAGAUACUAUGGGAAGAAGACGUGUGA